Hibiscus syriacus is the source of this 999-nucleotide messenger RNA. Its product is annotated as thiamine pyrophosphokinase 1-like. Lineage: Eukaryota; Viridiplantae; Streptophyta; Magnoliopsida; Malvales; Malvaceae. Gene Ontology annotation, biological process: thiamine metabolic process; thiamine diphosphate biosynthetic process. Gene Ontology annotation, molecular function: ATP binding; thiamine binding; thiamine diphosphokinase activity. The transcript is spliced from 6 exons. The record is from RefSeq and is a predicted model, not a curated record. The coding region runs from base 64 to 840 and encodes 258 amino acids.
UCUACGAAUUAUGCUACAAAAAUUCAAACAUCUCUCACCUCUCCUCUUCUACGCACGUUAGCCAUGGACCUUAUGCACCAUUCCUCCACUUUCCUCCUCCCCUCCAUUCCCGUCGACAGCCACCGCCCUCCUCUAACAUACGCCCUUGUGGUUCUUAACCAGAGCCUCCCCAGAUUCACUCCUCUGCUUUGGCAGCAAGCCCGGCUUCACCUCUGUGCUGAUGGUGGCGCCAACCGUCUAUUCGAUGAAAUGCCUCUGUUCUUCCCUAAGGAAAAUGCUUCCGAUGUUCGACGCAGAUACAAACCGGAUGCAAUUAAAGGAGAUAUGGACUCUAUACGAAAGGAUGUACUUGAUUUUUACAAGAGCAUAGGAACAAAGAUUAUUGACAAAUCUCAUGAUCAAGACACCACAGAUCUACAUAAAUGCAUAACAUACAUUCGGGACUCCUCUUCGGAUGUGAACAAAUCUAAUCUUUGCAUUCUUGUUGCUGGAGCCCUUGGUGGACGAUUUGACCAUGAGAUCGGAAACCUAAAUGUCCUGUAUUGUUUCUCAUCCCUGCGAAUAGUCCUUUUAUCCAAUGACAGUCUCGUCUACCUUCUUCCUAGGACUCACCGUCACGAGAUACAUAUUCAAACUUCUGUCGAGGGACCACACUGUGGACUCAUCCCACUCGGGAUGCCGUCAAGUAGUAGUACUACAACUGGGCUUCAAUGGAAUCUGAAUAAUACGGAGAUGAAAUUCGGUGGUUUAGUAAGCACGUCGAAUGUAAUCGAAGGAGAGAAAGUCACGGUGCAAUCGGAUUCCAAUCUUCUUUGGACCAUCUCCAUUAAGAAGUUGUAGUCUGAAUUUGCAUUUCUCUGAGUUUUCCCAGGCUGCAGGUUUCUCUAUUUUCUGAAUCUAAUUCACUUUGGUCCCAUUCUGAUUCUUGUGUCUAUAAAAUAUGUUUGGAUGGUUUCUCUAUUUUUUAUGUUACGUGGAUUUGGGUUUAAGUGUUGGGUA